Syngnathoides biaculeatus (alligator pipefish) is the source of this 1963-nucleotide messenger RNA. It is a transcript of the gene wnt10a, whose product is annotated as wingless-type MMTV integration site family, member 10a. The transcript is spliced from 4 exons. The coding region runs from base 1 to 1209 and encodes 402 amino acids. The record is from RefSeq and is a predicted model, not a curated record. Gene Ontology annotation, cellular component: extracellular region. NCBI's taxonomy places the organism in Eukaryota, Metazoa, Chordata, Actinopteri, Syngnathiformes, Syngnathidae. Gene Ontology annotation, biological process: neuron differentiation; canonical Wnt signaling pathway; cell fate commitment. Gene Ontology annotation, molecular function: frizzled binding; cytokine activity.
AUGUGCAUCUUUGUGGUUUUCUGCCUAUUUGACAAAAGGGUAGACUCCAAUGAAAUUCUGGGCCUGAAGCUCCCCAACAUCGACCCGAUCCUCAACGCCAACACGGUGUGCCUGACUCUUCCGGGGUUGACCCGGCGCCAGCUGGAGGUAUGCAUGCGCAACCCGGACGUGACGGCCUCGGCCAUCCAGGGAAUCCAGAUUGCCAUCCACGAGUGCCAGCACCAGUUCCGGGGACACCGCUGGAACUGUUCCAGCCUGGAGACGCGGAACAAAAUUCCUUACGACAGCAUCGUUUUCAAAAGAGGUUUCCGAGAGAGCGCCUUUGCCUAUGCCAUCGCGGCAGCGGGCGUGGUGCACGCGGUGGCCAAUGCCUGCUCCAUGGGCAAACUGAAGGCCUGCAGCUGCGACGAGAAGCGGCGCGGCGACGAAGAGGCCUUUCGCAUCAAACUGCACCGCUUGCAACUGGAGGCCAUCCACCGAGGGAAGGGGAUGGUACACGGCGUCAUGGAGCACUUCCCCCCCGAGCUGCCGGGACCUCAAGACUCCUGGGAGUGGGGCGGCUGCAGUCCCGACGUGGAAUUCGGAGAAAAAUUCUCACGGGACUUCCUGGAUGCCCGUGAGACCUACAGGGACAUCCACGCCAGGAUGAGGCUUCACAACAACCGAGUUGGCAGACAGGUCGUACUGGAUCACAUGCGGAGGAAAUGCAAGUGUCACGGGACAUCGGGAAGCUGCCAGCUGAAGACCUGCUGGCAGGUCACUCCCGAAUUCCGGGUGGUCGGUUCCAUCCUCAAGGAGCGUUUCCACGUCGCCACCCUCAUCAAGGCGCACAACCGCAACACCGGGCAACUGGACCACUCCCACCACAACAACAACAACAACCACAACCAUCACAGCAACCACCACCACCAUCACCACCACCACCACCACGCGCACCGCAGAAGGCCCAGCAUUAACGACCUGGUCUACUUUGAAAAGUCACCCGAUUUCUGCGAGCGGGACCCGGGCUCGGACUCGGCGGGGACGCAGGGUCGCAUCUGCAACAAGACCAGUCCGGGCAUGGACAACUGCGAGAGUCUGUGCUGCGGGAGAGGCCACAACAUCCUGCAGCAGACGCGCAGUGAACGCUGCAACUGCAAGUUUCACUGGUGUUGCUACGUGGUGUGCGAAGAGUGCAGGAUAACCGAGUGGGUCAGCGUGUGCAAAUGAAGUAGCACGUGAAUUGCACCCUCAAGAAAACCCUGCAAAAAAUACCCUUUUCAAAUCCCCCUUUCGUAACAAGAAAGGGGGCUGCGACUGUUUCAUAUGCUCCCCCACUCCCUUGCACCGCCGGGCUCUGUCUUCUGUUCGACGGGCAAAAAUGUAUGAAGAGUGUGAAGAGUUCAGUCGGCAGAAAGAUUGAUUUGCAUGUCGGAAUAGCGUGCGCACAUGCAGUACGUGCCCAAAGCUGCCACAACUCUACGAGCGUUGGAUGUUUCGCAUUUCUUCCGAUACAAAGGAGCACACCUCUGUCAGGUAUCUGAAAGCUGUAAAUGCAAAUACUGUAGACAACAACAACAACACCAAAAGAAAAAGAAAAAAAAAAGCAUCGCUCUGCAGGUAAAAUAAUAUGAAUGUUCUAUGAAACAAAUGCUUCACAGACAGUAUUUUACAGCAUAGACACAAUGUAACAUAAUGUUUCUGCUAUUUACGUAGAGCAACAAAGACACGGGAAUUUGGUAGCGUACGUCCGGAGCCCCCAGAUGCCGGGCCCGGUUUCGUCAUCAAUGUCCCCUUUUUCUAUGUUUGUGGAUUAGACUAGGACUUGGUAAUUCUAGCAAUAACUAACACUCUGUUGGCCGUGCAAUGUAUAUCACAGCUAUAAAAGCUCACUGUCAAGCAAAUUAGACCAAAGCAGAAUGUACUGCUUCUAGAACGGGAGUGAAACUAAGACUCUUUUAAUAAUAAACGAGGAGCCAAUGUU